AUGGGAGAAGCAAUCGACAAAGAUUACUUAUCUCUAAUUGUUUCAAAUUUGAUUGAUGGUAUGUCUUUAUCAAGAGUUCCUACACAAUAUUUGGAGUACCUUUUUGAACCUCUUGCAAGCGAAAAAGAAAUUGCGAUGGCUUCUGGCAGAACUCAAACAGUAAUUCGUAUUCAAAACAUUGUUAAAGAGAUUAAUAGCAUUACAUCACCAAAUUAUCAUGAUAGUCCUCGCUCAGUUCGAUCUCAACGUUCAUCAAAUUCUUCACGAUCUUCAAUACCAAUCAAAAAGAAACAAAAGCCUAAAGAAGAUACUUCACAACUUAAAGAAACAUCUGAAUAUGAUAUGUCUCAUAUUCCAACACCCACUUCGUUACAAGAUAUCAUUUCUGUAUUAGAAGUAGAUAAAAAUAGAGCUGUUUCCGCUAGAGAUUAUCAUCAAGCACAAAAGAUUUACAAUAUUAUUCAUGAUAUUAAAGUUCAAUUAUAUCAAUCUCCUCAAAAAAUAUCAAAUUCUGGAAAUUACUUAAAUAUCGAGCGCAAGAUUGCUGAUUUCGAGGAUGAUCUUCAAGAUACUAUAGAUUAUUACGAUGAACAAAGAAAAUUAAUGCUUCAAUUUAAAGCUGACGCAGAAAAAGAAUUAAAAGAAAUACAUGAACAGCAGAUCUCUGACUUUAAAGAAACGUGGCCUAAAAUAUUACCAGCACCAUUCAGAAAAGUAUCAAAAAGAGUUCUUGAAAUUCGAGACCAAGAAAGGCACUUAAUAUAUAUGAACAGAUAUGAUGAUGCUAUCGAAUAUAAGAAUAGAGCGGAUAGGCUCGAAAAGCGUGAUAUAGAUAGACAAAGAGAUAAUUUUAAUGACCAAUUCAGAAGAAACUUAAAGACAUUGAGGGAUGCUCAAAAAAAGGAACUUCUUGCAUUAAGUGCAAAAUGGGCCUCAAAAUUAGAUGAAUUAAAUGCUCAUGCGAAGAAGGAUAUAGAAAAUAAGAAGAGAAAUAUAGAAUUAUUGAAAUCAAAACUGUUACUUGAUGAUGCUUCAAGAUUUAGGCUUUCUGACUAUGAAGGAAAAAGUAGUGUAAGAUCUCCACUAAGUCAAAGAAAUCCAUGGAAACCAUAA
Trichomonas vaginalis G3 is the source of this 1113-nucleotide messenger RNA. RefSeq lists its product as uncharacterized. The record is from RefSeq and is a predicted model, not a curated record. NCBI's taxonomy places the organism in Eukaryota, Parabasalia, Trichomonadida, Trichomonadidae. Bases 1 to 1113 code for a protein of 370 amino acids. The transcript has a single exon.